Messenger RNA from Gryllus bimaculatus (two-spotted cricket), 11425 nucleotides. NCBI's taxonomy places the organism in Eukaryota, Metazoa, Arthropoda, Insecta, Orthoptera, Gryllidae. The record is from the annotation of a GenBank genome assembly.
AUGGAAUGGCCGCGCCAGCAGCCUGCUGUCGAGCUGCCGCUGCCUCUUGGCGCUGCUGGGCGCGUUGGCGACGUUCAUCACCAGGUCGCAUUGCUCCGAACUGUUCCUCCAGAUACAGUUGAUGGAGAAAUUUCUCCUCGCCAACUACAAAGGACAUCACACCACAAGAGAUUCAGCAACAAUUGCUUUCAUAAAAUACCAUUAUAUCUAGAACAAGCUCCGUAUCGUACACAGGUUAUCAAGAGGAAUACAUAUUUGGUGUCCAAUAAUUUUCAGUAUCUCUGAUGACUGUGAUUGUGUGUCAUUGAUUUAUUGAACUUCAAGAAAUUGACUUAAGUUGGGCAAAAAACUUAUAUGAUGAGGCAAAUUCUUUCCUCUCUCAGUUAAGCCGACUGUGAGAGAUGUGCAUGAAUGAAUAAUUAAUCUUCACUUCCACGCUCAUGAUUAACAGAAAACACAUAUAUGGUCUUCAUAUUCAAUUUUGAUUGUGUUAUUGAAAUAAAUAAAUAAAGUAAAUGGAUAUAGUGGAUUUAGAAUCAGAGGCAUCUGAGGAGUAUGAAGACUUUCAUCCGUCCAAUCUUCUGGAGGUGGUUGUGAAAGAAACCGACAAUUCAGAAACUGAUUUAAAAAAUGAUUAUUACUCAUCUUUCUCUGGAGAACCAUCAUCAGAUUUAUUUUCUGGGUUUCAUUACCUGAACCCAAGCCCUGUUCGAGAUAACAAUGAUUUUCAGCAUCAGAAAGAGGAACCAAAGAAAGCAUUGUAUUGGAGAGUUUGCUCUCUUUGCAAAUUUCGGGAAAUUGGUGGAAAAGAUACUGUAUACUCCUAUCACAGAUUUCCAUUAGACAGAAGUUUAUGUCAACAUUGGAAGAAAAUAUGUAACUUCAGUGACAGUGUUGAUGUUAGCCAUUUGAAAUUAUGCUCAAGACACUUCACAAAAGAUGAUUUUUUUGACCCUGAUGCAAAGAAUUGGGGACAUUCUUUGAAAUUAAAACCGAGAGCAGUACCAUCUCAGAAUAUUCCUUCCACCAGCACCUCUGGGCAAUCUCUUCCAAGAACAUCUGGACAGCAAGAAAACCUUAUAAAAUCAGCUACCAGCACAUCCCUUCAAUCAAUUACAGGGUUAGAUGUAGUCAACAAGCAAUUGAUUGCACCAGUCUUAAUUAGAGAAGAGAACAAGAUGCAUGGAAAUGAUGUCAGUUCAAGUUUUGGUAUUUCUAAUGAAAGGUUGUUACCUACGACAAAUGCGAUUGAUCAGGAAGAUUCUGAGCCAAAAGUGGAUUCUACUUACUGGAGGUGUUGCUUUUUAUGCAAGUACAGAGAACGUGGUGGCAAAAAAUCUACUAUGUCGUUUCACAAAUUUCCGACAGAUGAUAAAGCUUGCAAACUGUGGAAACAAGUUUGCAAUUUAAGUGAUAAAGAUGAUGUGUUUCCUUUAAGACUCUGUUCAAAACACUUUCAUGCAGAAGAUUAUGUAGAUAUAAAAGCGAGGCACUCAGGAGGCCUACUUCGGCUGAAACCUGGAACUGUUCCAUCAGUAGAUGUACCAAAUCCACUUAGUCUUAAGAGCACUCCUGCAAAAUACUUCAUUUUGUCCAACGUAGCUGGCCAGAACCCUGCCAAGAAUGGCAUUCAGCCUGGAAGAGUGCUAAAUUUGCUUUUUCGUGACUCUGCGACUGGUGCCAUAAUGAACCAAGGUGUGCCUUUACGAACAGUGAUGAUACCAAAUGGAAAAAAAAUAGUUCCUGUGUGUAUGUCUGCUCCAAAAAUAGUUGAAAAAUCAGCCAAUUUGGCCACACCUAAAGAGGACCUUCAGAAACCAUCACCUGAUGUUGCAAAACAGGCACCAAAAGAUGCCUCUCAAAAAUUAUCUCUUACCAAAAAGGUUUCUUCAGGACCUUCAAAUUCAAAAGAUGCCAAACUUAUUAGUCAACCACGAGUUCUCAUUAAGCGUUUGAGUAUGGAAGAUAUAGAAAAAUUUCAAAAAAGACUUAUUACCGAACAACAGUUGAACAAGAUAUUGCAAAUUAAGGACAAACCCAAGAAAAUAAAAUCAGAAGCUGUUCCUAGUAAACCUAACAAAGAUGUGGAUCUCGAUAAUGACUCCACUUCAGAUGUAGAAAAAAGUAAUGGAAAUCAGAAAAGUGAAAAUGGAUGGAAAAAGAAAAAAUUAUAUUAUAGAUAUUGCUAUUUGUGUGAAGAGUUUAAGGAUCAAGAAGAAAUGGUUUCACUGCACAAAAGAGGAUGUCCUGGUUCCUCCUGUGGUGUAAUUUAUGAGCCUAAUGUCCGUGUAAACUUUGAAUGUCACCCGACUGUUGCUAAUUAUACAGUCCGCUAUUCGGAAAAUCCCUACAUCUGCUCUAAUAUCGUGUCGCAACUUUCUCUUUUUGAAAAGGAAACCUGCUAGCAACCAAACUAGCCUCAUAUUUCCAUCAAAUCCAGAACUCUGUAAAGAAUGGAUAAAAGCUUGUAAUCUAACUGAUCAGGAUGACCUUACUGCUGUUCGGAUUUGUUCUCUACAUUUCAAGCCAGAAGAUUUAACAGAUACAAAAGUCAAAGCGUCAGGUUGUUGCAUGAAAGUAAAACCGGGUGCCAUUCCAUGCAUCAAAGUACCUAACGUACCAGAAGACCCUGAGUCUUCAACUGAACUUCAGAUUAAAAGUGAACCUCUGGAUGAAUUUGAUCCUUCAAACCUCUUGGAAGUAGUUGUUAAUGAGACCAGCACUGUUGAUGUGGGAUUAGAACAAGCAGAUGCUUGUUUGGAUAAAACCAACUCCUGUACAAGAUCUUGUUUCUUGUGUGAAUACAAAGAAAAUAUUGGUAUUCAGUCUCCCAUAACUAUGCACAGGCAAGUUCAAGAUUCCCUCAUGAUACCCAGGUGAAUAGAUUGUGGAAGAAGGUGUGUAAUUUAAUUGAACAUGAUUAUAUGAACACAUCAUCACUGCUGAUAUGUUCCAAUCAUUUUGUGGAUGAUGACUAUAUUGGUUUUUCAAACGAACCUGGUUGUCCACGAAUUUUGAAACCAAGUGCGGUCCCAUCGAUUUCUGUGCCAAAUCCUUUAAAAACAUUUGAAUCAAGUGAACCGGGCACAGUAGAAAAGAGGGAUGUAAUCAAUUCACCAGAUAUUGUAGAAGUAACAUUGGAGCCUGUUAAGGCUAAAAAGCAAAUUGUAAACCCAGUGAAAGUAAACAUAUCGAAGAAAAAUGACAUUAGUAAUCAAAGCGAUAGUCCUGGGAAGUUCCAAGGUAUAUUUAAGGCUCUCCCAAAGCCUGAAGAUUUUCUUCCACACUCUAAAUCUUAUCAUCACAUUAUACACAAUCAAAAAAUUGCAGUUCAAUCCAAAAACACAAAAAGUGUUUCAAAUCCUAAUGGGCACGUGGGGGUUAGAGAUCCAAAGCAAUCUAAUUUUUCUCAAUUUAAACUCGUCCGACCAGCACUGUCAGAGGGAGCUGUCCCAAAAGUUCAACCGACUAUGGAGAAUACAAGUACUAAAAUUCCAGUAUUUUUCUCAAACUCUGCUAAUUAUUCUCGGCCUAUGAGAAUUCUGCACACUUACAGUGGUCCCAGAUUGCCUUUGGCGCCGACGGUUACAUAUGCCCCGCCGGUUCAAAAUACCCCAUAUGCCCCCCGGUUACUGGCUCCCCCAGGGCUUUUUGUUCACCCCCAGACUUUGAGGAAACCUGCCCAAGUCAUAGAUGGCUCGACUCAGACCCUUGCUGCUGCUGCCUGGCAGGUGGAGCAGUCCUGUCAGACUGAUGCAGAAUGUAAUGAGGGUGAUGACAUGGCAAAUGAAGUUAUAGAAUUGGAUGAUUCCCCACCUCUGAAAAAGCGACGACUCUCUCUUUCUUCGGCGGAGUCAUCUUCUUCAGAAAGCACCGAGCCUAAGCAAGCAUGGAAAGAAGGGCAACUGAAAAGAUUGAGAGACAGAAACAUGGUGGAAGAGCAGAUGAACCGCAUCAAGCAGCGUAUCAAUUCUUUGGAUGAUUUGCUGUGCCAUCUCCAGAAAAGGGAUCUUCUGUCUAAAGAUGCAGCUGACUUCCUAAUGAAUUCCAUGUCUGAAGAGCUCAAUGAACUCCAUGACUUAAUUUCGAAAAAAUUACAAGCGCGAGGCCAUGGACCUUGGGGAAUUGAAUUGAGAACUUUUGCAGUGACUCUUCAUUUUUUUUCUGUGGAUGCUUACAAUUAUGUUAAUAAUUUAUGGCCAAAUCUUGUACCUCGUGUGUCUACAAUUAAGAAGUGGUUCAGUGUGGGAAAUGCAAAUCCCGGUUUUUCACAAGAAGCUUUAGUUGCUAUUUAUCUUCAGACUGCGGGCAGAAGUGAUGGGAUAUUAUGCAACCUUACAAUUGGUGAAAUGACACUGCGGCAAGAAAAGGUGUUCAAGAAUAAUAGGUUUUACGGUGGUGUGGACAUGGGCACGGGACUAAAAAUGCAGAGUGACAGCCUUUUUGAAGCACAAAGUGUGUUAGUAUUUUUUGUAACAGCUUUAAAUGCUUCAUGGAGUAUACCUGUUGGUUAUUUCUUUAUUAAAUCAUUAAAUGCUAAAGAGCGGGCAAAUUUGCUUGAAAUUUGUUUGAAGUUGCUUCAUGAGGUUUGUGCUAAUGUGAUAUCCAUAACAUUAAACGGUUCCCUUGUGAAUACAAACAUGUGUACCCACCUUGGAGCAAACUUCUUGUAUGGUGAAAGAUUCCAGCCAUGGUUUUUGAAUCCAGUAACUCGUGAAAAAAUAUUUGUAUUUUAUGAUGCUUGCUCUAUGAUGAAAUUGGUACGAGAUGCUUUAGGUGACAAAGACAUUAUUUUAGAUUCUGAAAACAAAUUUAUUAAAUGGGCUUACAUAAAAAAACUUUGCAAAGUGCAAUGUGAGUUGCCUUGGGAAGUGGACACAAAGCUUACCGAAUCACAUGUGUCAUACCAAGACAAAAGAACGGAUAUAAAAAUAUGUCUUCAGACACUCAGCAGGAGUGUGUAUAAAGCUUUCAUGAGUGUUCUGGAAAAAAAUAUGGAGGCAUUUGAAGGAUGUUAUUCUACUGCAGUAUAUUGUUUAAUGUUCAAUAAUAUUUUUGAUAUGUUAAAUUGCAAAAAUGUGUUUUCAAAGAAGAAGUAUAGAGUACCUGUGAAUGAAGAAUCCAUCACAUCAUUGCGACAAAGAGCUAGUGUAUUCAUAAAGUAUAUAUUGGGUUUAAAGAACAAUUAUGGUACACCAUUGGUAGAGUCUUGCAGGAAAACAGGGUUCUUGGGAUUCAUUGCCUCUUUAACAAAUAUUUUUGAACUUUAUGACAAGGGGAAAUCUUUAGGUUUGAAACAUUUAUUAACACAUAAAUUGUCGCUAGAUAAUGUAAGGACAUUUUUUAAUGCCAUGCAGAAGAAUAAUGUAAGAAAUGGCUAUUUGAGUGCCAAGGAGUUUGAAUGUAUCUACGGAAAUUUAAUUUUGAAAUGUGGUAGGAAUUUUGAAAACAUUGAUUAUUUGAUUAAUGGAAUUGAUAUUUUACGUGUGUCUUCUUUAAAAGAAAAUUACACUGAUCCAAUUUUUGAUUACAACAAUCGCAUUUAUUUAGAAGGAGUAGAUCAGGAAUGUUUUAAUGCUGUCUUGUCAUUAAAGCCAAUUAUGGGAGAUGUAAUUAAAUACAUGAGUGGUUUUGUUGUCAAUAAAAUUUUGAGCCGAAAACUUUGCGUAGUUUGUGCAGAACAUUUGACAGAUAUUCAGAAUGUACAAUUGCUUUUAAGGAAAGAAAACCAAAGGAAGUAUGUAGUUCCCUCUGUAGAUGUAUAUAGGAUAUGUAAAAUUGCUGAAAUAAUUUUACGAGAAAAUGGAGCUUUGUCUCUUAAACAGUCAAACACCAGAUUUCUUGUUCUGAAAAUUCUGGAACAAGUGGGGGAAAAGGUAUUUAAUACUGCUAAAAUGAAAGCUCAUCUACUUGACCAAGGAAUAUUUGAUAACCAUUUGACUCAGCUGUGUCACUUAGUUAUAGAAACAUUUCUUGGCAUGCGCAUGUUCCUUCAGAGUGGAGCAUAAACUCUUCCAAUUGAUGAUGUAAGAGGCUGAUUUCAAUAAAGUUAUUAUUUGUGCAAUUUAUAAUCCUCACCAACCUUUUAUGAAGACAUGGUGAAAAUAAGCAAGAUAUUUUCCAAAAAUAUUUUUUUAUACAAUUUUUUCUAAUAUACUUUGUUCAUUAAAAACUAUAAGGAAUUUUUGUAGACUUUUGUGAGUGAUGCCUCUUAAUAUUGCACAAAAACCUGUACUGCAGUCAAGAAAAGCCAAUUGUGUUUGUAUAAAAUGCGUUCGUUGCUUUUCAAUGUUUGUAUGCAAUACACUUCACGUUAUAUCAUGCAUUCCAUAAUUAUAUUUUCUUUGUUUUCAAUUAAUGUUGAUAAAUCAUGUUGCCAUUUCCUAACCUUUUAAAAAAAAAUAUCUUUGUGAUUUUCAAAAUCUUUUGUUUGAAUUUUGUGCUUGCACUAUUUUACAUCAAUCUCACUUUAAUCUCAGUAAUAGAUUAUUUAAAUGUUUUACUUUUUAGUUGUCAUAAUAAUCUUGCCAGGAAGGUCAUCACCUCUUGUGUUGGAGGAUUUGCACAUAUAUGUUUAUAUUGCAUUGUCAAGUGAAUUUGGUUAUGUUCCAGAAUUUGCUUCUUAAUUUAAAAAAAAUAUCUUUAAUGUAAUUUCAUUAUUUUUCUGUUUAUUGUCUGUGUGUACAGUUCUCUUGUUUUGUUUUCAUGAGAAUUUUAUUAUCGAGAUUGAGUAUCCCCUUGUAUUGUUCAACAUUACUACUUUUUAGAAGCAGAAGUAUUAAAGUUUGAAAGAAAAAAAAAAAGGGAGGGAGAGAGGGAUUUUGAAUCAAUAAAUUAACUAAUAAGCAGUGUGUCCAUAACUUAUGAUUUACUCUCAAAAGUAAUGAUUUUAAAUGAUGAUGUACUUCGUUGACUAUGUUUUUGAAAUGUAUCAUAGAGCGUCUUAAGCUACUGUUGUUGAUGUUGUUGUUUUUUUCCAUAUGUUGAAAACAUUGUCAGUUAAUCUACAAGUUGCUAAAUAUCACACUUGAUCCUUAUUGUCAAAAUACUGGGCUCCAACACCAUUCUUUCAAUUGUAUUUUAAAAUUUCAGUAUCAAUAUGAACCAGGGUGGCCACUUUUUGGAAAACUAGGAAAUGAAAGGGAAUUUCAUCUAGAAAACUCAAGGGAAAAUUCGGGAAUUUUUACAAGUCUUGAGAAGACAUAAUUGGGACAAUUAUAAAACCAUAUAUUUUUUUAUAAAUACUCUUGAUACAUUGUUUUUGGCUCAGUUUUUAUUUGUUAAGCAAAAAUUGUAUAUCUUGUCUUUACUACAGCAAAAUCGAUGAGCUGACAAAUGGAAAACUAGAGGAAUGAAGUGCUUUGAAUCAUUGUGUUUGUCUUGUCUGCCUGUCUUUCUCUCUUUCUUUUCCUCAUUCACAAUGUGCUAGGGCAAAGGCAUUUGAACUACUGAAGUGAAAUAGGUUCAGACGAUCACUGCAUUUUCAUAUUAGUUGUGUGUUCUUUUAAAAUAGUAAUGGUGAAAGAUCAGUUUUUCUGUAUCUAAAGAAGUUUGUCCAAUGCUCAUUCUCACCUCUCAUGCCAAUCUUUUGAAACUUGUCCAAUGUGAAGACAUUAGACAUUAAAAUUUUCUUCACCAUUUGUCUGUCCUAAAAAGAUGUGCAAUAAGUGAAUUGGUGCAUUGGCUUGCAAUAUACGGUUUGCUUGCAGCCAGAAAGUGUUAUUAGGAGAGACAAUGAAUGCUCACUCCUGUAACUGAAUGUGAAUUAGUUAUUACAGCUUUUUAUGGAAAAAAGAUUCUCAUAAUGGAGAAUUGGAAAAGAGGAAGCCUUGCAACGAAACUUGCACCAAGGUUUUCUGAGCUCAUUUUGGUGCAGUAAUAGGCAUGAGAAAGAAAACUACAAAUAUGACCAAAAAUAUGAUUGUGAAUCUUAUUUAUAUGUAUAAAUUUAUAUUAAAUAGUUUGAAAUUGUAGGUAUUAUAAAAACUAUUUCCAAAAUAAUGACUAGUUCUUAAGUAUAACUUUUGUAUAUUUUAUUUAAAUACUUUAAAAUAAUGUACAAACUUUUAUCUAGGGGAAAGAAAUUACUGGAAUGAGUAGGAAAAUUGGUUCCAGGUAAUGAGUGUUCUCCCUUCUAAUGAUGCAUACUAUGCAUUGAUCCAGAAAAAAAAAAUUAUAUUUGUGCUUAGCUUAUUUGUGUUGUAUCUGUACUUGGAUUUAUUUAGAGCAGCUUCUGAUGUAAAUCAGAUGUUAUGGAGUCAUCCGAUUGGAAGGUUGAACGUCACCAUAGUGAUAUUGUAGUGAGGUGUUAGCUCCUGAUUCGAUGACAUCAUAAACUGAUGACCUGUCAGAGGCAGCUAUAAAUAAAUUGCAGUAUAGUCUAAUACUCGACGGUGCUAAAAUAUUGACUAGUACACAUAUAAGUAACAAUAAAGAUCUGAAUUCGAUAGUAUACCAUCCAAUUUUUGGCAUCCCCGCCUUUUUUUACUUUGAAUAGAAUAUAUGGGAGAAAAGCAGUCUCACUUGUUGCAUAAUUACAAAAAAAUAGGAAGUACUUCUUUUUUCGUUAUUCUUUGUUGUGUAAAAAUGUAUAACAUUAAUUUCAAGAAGAGAGUACCAUGAAUCUCAACCCAGUCAGCACAGGUGACCAAAGUUGAUUGUACAAAUUUUAAGAGCAUGCUAGUUCAAUGUCUAGUUGAGCAUUUAUAUCUAUACAAUGAUGCCAAUAUUUGUUUCUUCUGAGUGCUGGUGUCAGUUGUCUGCUUGUUAUGCUGCCACCUACCAAUAAACAUCUAAGGCACCUAUUUUUAUUAAUAUAUUAUUAUUAAGAAUGAUUUCUAUGUUAUAUUUGGCUUGAAGUCAUGAAUUAAGGAGUUUAUUAGAAAUCAUAUGUAAGCAUUUUAUUAAAUAAAAGGCCUGGAGGACAGUUUUUUAUAUGUAUAUUAUGAAAGACACACAAUCUGCCAUUUCAUAAAGCAAAUAUCUUAAGAGUAAAGACUUGGAGAUUGCACAGGAUGUCAUUAUGUCUCAUUCAGCUUGCAGUACAGUAGUAGGAAGCAUUUUGACAGGCAGUGUCUACGGAAGUAGAUCAAAGCAAGUAGCAUAUCAGCACUUCACAUUUGUAGGGACAAGAUAGAUCAUCUUAUUUCCUCUUGGCCAUGCAGUGCCACUUGCCUACUGUGGUUGCAAAGUAAAUGGUACAGUAUAGUUUAAUGGCAAGGGAGUCUGCUUCUUUCUUACAGAGAGAAAAUUUGUUUGUUUAAUUGUAUCUAUAUUUCUGUUCAGUUAUUGGCAAACGCCUAUGUUAUCAUCUGUCAAAUUUAGUGUUUGUGUGGAGUUUGUCAAGUUAUAUUUAUUCAAUUAUAACUUAGCAAACUAUCAUGUUUCAGAAAAUGAAAAGUGUUUGCUCAAGAUGUAAAGGAAACAAGAUAUAAGUGUAUUUUGUUUACUUUUUUUAUUUUAUAAAUUCAGAAUAAUUUUGUAUCCCUCUUUUCACAUUUAAUAUAUGUUUCUCUGAAUUGUACAUAUUGCAUUGAAAUACUUUAAUUCAUGCCUUCUGAAAGAACAUUAUUGUGAGAAAUCUGUACAGAUAUUUUAAUUUCCAUGAGUGUGCUUUUUGGCAAAGAUGGUUUCUCUUUUAGUGCAUUACAGAUCAAAUUAAAAUCACUGCUUCUUUAUUAAGCACUGAAAUACUCUUGUUCCAAAAUAUUUGCCUGAAAUAUGUUAAAACAAGUUUUGCACAUGACCAGUUAAUGUUAUUUGAUAUGUGUGCCCACAAGUUGUUUAUAAAAUUAAAUGUAUCUAUUUUUAUUGUAAUACAGGAAUAUAGGGUGCAUGAAAAGUUUUGUGUCAUAUGUAUUUUCAUUGGAGCCAUUUUCAUUAGGACCUUGAUAACUGCAAAUAAGCAAUCAGAACUUUCGUGUAGAAGUUUUAUAUAAAUUAUGAUGUACAUUCAGAAUGGAAAGGCUUGGUUAGAGGGAAAUAUUUAUAAUUUCGAAAAUAGUGUAUUUUCUCAUAGCCAAUGUGAUAAGAUGUCUCAGCUGUAGCUCGUCAGAAAAUAUUUUCAGGAAUUCGAGAAUCUGCAGGGAUGCGCAAUAUGGAAGUCGCUUUAUAGAGGUACUUCCCUGUACUAAAUUACACUAAAAUUUCUUCAAUCAUACAAUUUACUUGUGUAAUUUUUGUUCUCAUGUAUUUUAGGCCCCUUCAAUUUUUGAGCCAUGCAUAUAACUUUUUAACGUGUUAAUUUCCAAAGUAAAAUUCUGAUUGUGUUUCAAAACAAAAUUAUUAGUGUAAACUUUUAAAAAUUAGCAUAAGUAAUAUUAAGACCAUUAACUUUCAGUGUUGCAGAUAACAGUGAGAAAAGAAACGAAGGGGAAACUAGGGUAUUGUCUAUGUGUGAGUAUGUAAUUGUUAAUAGAAAAUCUGAUGUAAAUCUUACUGUUAAAUGAUGAAAUUUGUCAUUUUUCAAUUUAUAAAUGGUUAAACAAAUGUUGCUAAUGUCUGAUAACUUAUGUAUUUAUAGCAGAUUCAUUGCCCACCAGCAGGUAGUCUUAACUGCCAAGGGUAUUGCUGCUACAAAUAUAAAACUAAUUCCUGUCACUUUAAUAGACAAUGAAAUUGGGGUGGGCACAGCCUUUUGCAAGAAACAGACUAACCCUUAACCUGGCUCAAAGAAUUUUCAUAGAUUUUUGAAAUUAUGAGUGUGGAUCAGGAGAUAUUGACUGUGCUGGACUUUUUUGUAUUUUUUUAUAUUGGUAAUAUGUGCUUUAAGUGAUUUUUCUGGAAUACUUUAUAAAUUGAGAGCUGGUUAAUAUUUGAACAUAUUGUUGUAAAUCAAAGCAUUAUUUUGAUAUCAAAUUGCUUGUAUAUUUAAUUCUGGAAUUUUAAAACUAAUUGCAUAUCAUCUUUAUGCAUGGCAACAGGGAGCAGCCAAACAUUUUUAAAGUUCUCUUUCUUUAGAAGACUCAAGAGUGUGUUUAUCAGUUUCUCUUUGUGUUUCUAGUCAAAAUACUUUCAGUUUUUUUGGUUUGUUAAAUGUUUUCAAACAAAUAGUGGAUAUAAAAUGGUGAACUUGCUUUGUGGACAUUAUAAUUUGGACAAUAGAUACCGUUGUGUAGUAGAAUUUCCAGGAAAAUGAAGUACAUUUGUAUGUAUGAAAUUAAAUCUAUUUCUCUUCUUUUGUUUUUGACUUUUUUGUGUUUGAAAGUGACUUUGUUUACAAUGUUCAUUAAAUUUUGUUAAGUUUGAGGUCCUAACUUCAGUGGUUUAUGAGAAUACAGCUGUCACGCACAACUUUCUGGUUACCCUUUGUCAAACUGUAAAUGUGAUAUAUUAGAUACAAAUGUUCUUGUAUAUAUUGUGUAAAAUAGUUGUGUCAAUGAACAGGAUUUUCUGAUUCUUGUUCUUUUUGUGAUGUACAAAGAAA